AUGCCGGUGUGGCUGCGCGACUACAGCUGGCGGCAGAGCCCCUCGGCGGUCUACGUGGCCCUGCCCGGCAGCAGGGACGCCCCGCGCCUCCCCGGCCGCCCGGACGUCUUCUGCGCCGGCCGCUACCUCAAGGUGAGCGCGCCGCCCUUCCUCUUCGAGGCCUUCCUGUGGGCGCCGGUGGACGAGGCCCGCAGCACCGCCCGGCUGGAGGAUGGCGCCCUGCUGCUGGCGCUGCGCAAGAGAGAGGCCGCGCCCUGGGAGGCCCUGCUCGACCCCGGCCUGGACAAGGGGGAGAGGCAGAGGAUCCGCGAGGAGGCCGUGCUCCAGGCCCACAAGAAGGCGAAAGAAGACGCCGAGGCCAAAGCCGCUCGGAAGCAGGAGCGGUCCAGGUGCGCCGUGCAGGCCACAAUCCAGCUGGAAGAAGCAGACAGAAAAAGGAUAGAUGACCUGAAAGAAGAGGAGCGGAAAAAAGCCACCAAAGAGAUUGAGAAGUGGAAGGAAAAAAAUGAAAAGCAAAAUAAGCCACAAGAAAGGGUCCCCUUGCAACCGACUGGAAAAAUCCAAGAGAAAACUCUGAUCAGAUCUCAGAGUAAAGGAGCAGCCAAGACAGCAAGCGGAAUGCAGUGGGGAGCUGGCAGUUCGGAAAAUAUGUUUUCUGAGAAGUUAAAGGAAGAGUCAGUUCCUUCUCCGCGGCGUGCUGGCAGCAUACAGCUGAGUUUCACACCCCGGGUCUUCCCUACAGCUCUCCGAGAAUCCAGGGUUGAAGAAGAGGAGGAGUGGCUGCGGAAACAAGCAGAGGCUCGGAGGGCAAUCAAUACGGAUCUUGCUGAGCUGGAGGAUCUGUCCGAAGAGGAGAAAAAUCCAGACUGGCUGAAGGACAAGGGCAACAAAAUGUUUGCCACAGGCAAUUACCUUGCAGCGAUCAGUGCCUAUAAUUUGGCCGUUCGUAUCAACAACAAGAUUCCUGCCCUGUACUUGAAUCGAGCCGCUUGCCACUUGAGGCUGAGGAAUCUGCACAAGGCCAUUGAAGAUGCCUCCAAGGCCCUGGAUUUGUUAACUCCACCUGUUCCAGACAACGCUAAUGCCAGAGUGAAAGCUCACGUCAGACGAGGGACAGCGUUCUGUGAGCUGGAACUGUAUGCUGAAGGUCUGCAAGAUUACAUGGCUGCUCUCAAGAUUGAACCCACAAAUAACAGCAUCGCAGAGGAUGCAGAGAAGAUUCGAGGUAUAAUCCAAGAAACGGGAUGAUCCCGAAAGGACCCCCUGGCCUGGGGGAGCAGCUGUCGCCUGGAGGCCUUAUGAGGCAGCCCUGAUGCUGCUCAACAGAGGGAAGUCUCUCUUUCUUGGGCAGUAUUUUGGUACAGCAUUGCUGGGGUAAAAAGUCAGAUAUUUUCUUGUUCUCAUCUUGAAUAGUAAGGACACCAUUUGAGGUUCUUAUUUUGUAAAUAUGUUUUCUUUGUAUAAAAUGCUUCCUUAAAUAACAUGACUACGUAAGUUUUCUAAUUUAAUCUUUUGCUCAAUAAAGUAGAAAGAAACCUAA
Heteronotia binoei (common prickly gecko) is the source of this 1540-nucleotide messenger RNA. It is a transcript of the gene DNAAF4, whose product is annotated as dynein axonemal assembly factor 4. Lineage: Eukaryota; Metazoa; Chordata; Lepidosauria; Squamata; Gekkonidae. The coding region runs from base 1 to 1248 and encodes 415 amino acids. The transcript has 9 exons. Gene Ontology annotation, biological process: outer dynein arm assembly; heart development; cilium movement. Gene Ontology annotation, molecular function: nuclear estrogen receptor binding. The record is from RefSeq and is a predicted model, not a curated record.